UAAGGUCAAAGCCGAAUUGGGUUACGAAGAUCUAAGGACUAUUUAUUGGUCAGACUCAGAGAUUACAUUGUACUGGAUCAAUUCAGAACCAUCAGCUCUAAAGACGUUCGUUGCCAACAAAGUAAAAAAUAUACAAGCAACAUUUGUUGGAUCUUCUAAAAAAUCAGACAUCUAUUAUUGAUUCAACAAUCAACAUAAUUAGAAAGGACGAAGAUACGAGCCAAAGGAACUUCGGCAACAUGCAAGUGGAAUUGAACCUUUUGGCAAAUAAGGUGAAGAAAGAAGAAGAUGUUGUAAAGACAACACAAUCAAUUAUGUUUCUCACUUCACAGCUCAUGCUACUUUCAUCAAGGUUGAAACAUAUAGAAGAUAACUUAAUCGACGUUUUAACGGAUGCUCAUCAUGGUCGGAUAAGUCCGUUGCUACUUACGCCACAUCAAUUGCUACAAGAGCUCCAAACCAUCAAGGCUCACAUUCCUCCAUCUCGUGCUCUACCCGUUCGCGAAGAUAAUGUUUCGGAUUUCUUCAAAUUAAUGAAGAGUAAGGGAAGGGUUAUUAAGAACCAUAUCAUAUUCGAGAUUCGCCUUCCAUUAGUGGAUCUCCAGCAGUAUGAUUUAUUCAAAAUGAUCCCCGUACCUAUGCUACGAUCCGGUCGAUUUAUUUCAAUAGCUUUGAAAUCAACAUUAUUGGCAGCUAACGUCCAUCGGGAUGAGUUCAUAUCGCUAACCGCAGAAGAAAUGAACAGCUGCAUACAUACCACAAAUGACGUUUUUAUUUGCGACAACCAAGCGAAAUUUAGCAAAGGCGAUCGAUCACAUUUAUGCGAGGUGAUUUUCUUAUUGAACAAAUCGUCAGAAGCGUGCGACUUGCAAUCGACCAUGCACCACCAAACUUGGAGACAAAUGGAACAAAAGAAUAAAUGGAUGUUUACUCUAGCCAAUUUAACAGAAUUGUCCUUUGUUUGUGGUACAAAAAUGACACACCUGGAGGUGCAAGGAGCUGGAACUUUAGAAAUUGGGCCAGGCUGCAUUUUCAAAGACAACACAUUUACAAUAUACGGUCACUACGAAAACAAAACAACAGUGCACACAUCAUAUCUGAGACUUAAGCCACUGGAUUCCAUAAUCUCAAGCAGUAAGCUUGUCUUGCUCAACAAAACAUUAAACAGCACCUAUGAAACACAUGCUGCUGAACUCGUCACCUUACACCAACAGCUAAAAACUAUUGAAAUCGGACGCCUUCCACAAUUAAUGAAAUCGACGGCCAUUCACCACCAUACCAUCAGCUAUCUAGCUCUUUGCAUUGGAAUUGGAGUAGCCAUAUACGUCAUUGUCAAGUUUCGCCACCACAGAACUUCCAACAAUAACAUGAACCCAACACCUACCCCUCGGCAGUCAGUCUCAUCAUCAUACGUCAUUGACCAGACAGUUUCUUGAACGUUCCUCGUUCAACGUGGGGGAGAAUGUUCAAAAGAACAUAUUUUACUAACACAUUUUUUAAUUUUGUUUUUAUUAUUAUUUUAUUCUAUGUCAGCAUAUAACUGACCUAUAUAAUUAUUGUUUGCCUUAUGCAGGCCAAUAGCCUAAAUAAAGAAACACCUCGAUUGGUUUCACAUUGCAUGGGUUAUUGGCUGAAGUAAUUUAUUGCUUAGUUAACUUUAAAUGCUAGUUUUAAUGAAUUCAAAAAUGUAUAAAUAGAAAGCAAAAAUAAAUAUUCUUGGUAGAUUACAAGAAAUUGUAAACAUACCAAGGUUACACAAUUCAA
Molecule: messenger RNA, 1764 nt
Organism: Musca domestica (house fly)
Lineage: Eukaryota; Metazoa; Arthropoda; Insecta; Diptera; Muscidae
Exons: 2
Coding region: 240-1436 (398 amino acids)
Source: RefSeq, a predicted model, not a curated record